AUGUUUAAGGAAAAACCAGGAAUAUCUAGAAGAGGACUAUCUGAAAAGGCUAGCAGAAGCUCAAAAAGAAGAAGAAAUGAGAUUCAUAAUGAUGAUGAGCAAGAAAAUAAUGUGAUGGGGGAAAAAGAAUCAAGAAAACCAGUUGAUUCUAAUCUGAAAUUUGAGUUUUUAGUUGGUGAAGACUGUUAUGAUAGCAUUGUGUUGUAUUUUUACAACAAAUUUUCUGUAAACUAUUCUAAUCAUUAUAAUUUAAGGAAUUUAGAAAUAUAUGGUAUCAUUAUCUCGGGAUUUGAAUUAACCAUUUAUGUGUUAGACCAUCCAGGUUUUGGUGCGUAUAGGAUUCAAAAGGCUGCACAAUUAAAUAUUCCUGCAAAAGAAGAGAAUGAUAAUUAUUAUUUUUAUAUAAAUAAAUCAAUGUUUGCAAUUGAUAAGAUGUCAAAACUUGUCAAUAAUCUAAAUUCUGAACUUGAACAGAAGUCCUCAAAAAAGAAUGAGAAAGAUUUUCUAGUAUCUUCAUUGAGUAGAACAAUGAAGUCACCAACAAAUUAUUUAUAA
Molecule: messenger RNA, 555 nt
Organism: Entrophospora candida
Lineage: Eukaryota; Fungi; Glomeromycota; Glomeromycetes; Entrophosporales; Entrophosporaceae
Source: the annotation of a GenBank genome assembly